Molecule: messenger RNA, 342 nt
Organism: Adineta steineri
Lineage: Eukaryota; Metazoa; Rotifera; Eurotatoria; Adinetida; Adinetidae
Source: the annotation of a GenBank genome assembly
AUGAUGGAGCAAAUACAUAUACGAUCAAGAGAUAAACAAAAUAGUAUUCAUCAUUUACGAUCAUUGAAACCACAAGUGACAAAACUUUCUCGACAUCAUCAUAUUCGUCGAUCAUAUAAUAAUCAACAUGGAAAUCAAUUGAAAAAUAAAUCACAAACUAUCAGAACUAAACGUCAUGUAUCGUUGGUCUCAGAUAGUUUGACAAUACAUCCUUAUCAUCAGAAACAAAAGAAAAACUCUCUAGUUACGGUUAAAUCAAUUAAAAACUCCAGAAUAUUCGUAUAUCCUUCGAGUAUUAUAACCAAUGACAAAUAUGAAAGUCCAGUAUCACAAGUAAAUUAA